UUUUUGUAAGACUAUGCCUAGAUAGUGGAGAUAGUGGAGACAUGGUUACUAACAUUAUAUUCAUUAUUAUUAAUUUGUGCCUUUAAAAUUUGUACAUGACAAAAUGCAAGAAGCUGAGUUCUGUGGCACAGCAGAUAAAGUUUUUACAGUUGCUAGAUUCACUAUAUCCCAGAGUUUAUGAGCGUUUAAUAGCUACAUAGAAGGGAGAAUUUUAUAUUGGUGGUAAUGGAAAGUGCUUAGUUGCAGUCAACCUAGGGCAACCCCAAAGGGUUUUUAAGGCAAGAGAUGUUCCAACGUGGUUUGCCAUUGCCUGCCUCUAUGUUGCAACCCUGAACUUCCUUAGUGAUCUCUCAUGCAAAUACUAACCAGGGCUGAACCUGCUUUGCUUCCAAGAUCUAAGCAAUUGUAGGUCAAGCUGCUGCAGUUCUAGCUAUCAGUUGAUGGUUAUAUAAAGGGCUUAUGUAAACUGGGAUUUAUAAAAAAAAGAAGAAAGAAAAGCAGCAAAAUGAUGCUGAUCAAAAUCACACAAUUAUUGCAGUUCAGGUUUCCGGAUUUUAUAAAUGAAAGGUCAUCAGUUGCUUCAGUAGUGCCUACAAUGUAUUCGGACUUGCAGUAUAACUGUCUGGGGACACUUGCUGCACCAGGGGUGAGAAUAUUUUUUUGUUUACAUAAUAUCUCUGACUUUCUGCUCGAUGCACACCCACAGUACAAUGACCAGUUCUCAGGAACCCCUGAGCUGGUCUUCAUCUACAACUGUGAUCACUAAGACCCUAAAUGAAGACAAAGAUUUUAGUGGGAUGCAUGGAGAACAUAUGCCUGCUGGUCAUCAGGCUUCGCCCGAGAUAAUAGAAGAUGUACAAGACAAGGGCUUGCUUCAGAGCAAUAUGUCGGAGAACACGAGCAGCCCAGUUGCCACAACAGUACUGACCAGCAUAAGUGAGGAUUCCAGAGACCAGUUUGAAAAUAGUGUGCUACAGUUAACAGAACAGGAUGAAUUAGAAACCCCUGUUAACCAGGACAACAGUGACAGCGUGAGGAGGGAAACCAACAGUGUAACAGAUGAUAUCAAGGUCCAGUUCAACAGAUCAGGCAGUGGAAAUGGUGGAUUUCUUGAAGGACUCUUUGGCUGCUUGAAGCCAGUGUGGAAUAUUAUAGGCAAAGCUUACUCCACUGACUACAAGCUUCAACAACAAGACACAUGGGAAGUUCCUUUUGAGGAGAUUUCUGAACUGCAGUGGCUGGGCAGUGGAGCACAGGGAGCAGUUUUCUUGGGCAAGUUCCGAACAGAGGAGGUGGCCAUCAAAAAAGUGCGGGAACAGAGUGAAACGGAUAUCAAGCACUUGAGGAAGCUGAAGCAUCCUAACAUCAUCGCUUUCAAGGGAGUUUGCACCCAGGCACCUUGUUACUGUAUCAUAAUGGAGUACUGUGCACAUGGGCAGCUGUAUGAAGUGUUGCGAGCAGGUCGAAAGAUCACACCUCAGCUGCUUGUAGACUGGUCAACGGGGAUUGCUAGCGGAAUGAACUAUUUGCAUCUUCAUAAGAUCAUCCACAGAGAUCUCAAGUCACCUAAUGUAUUAGUCACUCACAAUGAUGCAGUAAAAAUUUCAGAUUUUGGCACUUCCAAAGAACUUAGCGAUAAGAGUACGAAAAUGUCCUUCGCAGGAACUGUAGCCUGGAUGGCCCCAGAAGUGAUUCGCAAUGAACCCGUCUCUGAAAAAGUGGAUAUUUGGUCAUUUGGGGUGGUUUUGUGGGAACUUCUCACUGGAGAGAUUCCAUAUAAGGAUGUCGAUUCCUCAGCCAUCAUCUGGGGCGUAGGUAGCAAUAGCCUGCACCUUCCUGUGCCCUCUACAUGCCCAGAUGGAUUCAAGCUCCUUAUGAAGCAGACCUGGCAUAGCAAGCCCCGGAAUCGGCCCUCUUUCCGACAGACACUUAUGCACCUCGAUAUUGCAUCUGCUGAUGUGCUGGCCACCCCACAGGAGACUUAUUUCAAGUCUCAGGCGGAAUGGAGAGAAGAAGUGAAAAAGCACUUUGAAAAAAUUAAAAGUGAAGGAACUUGCAUACACCGGUUAGAUGAAGAACUCAUUCGCCGUAGAAGAGAAGAACUCAGGCAUGCACUAGACAUCCGUGAACAUUAUGAGAGGAAACUGGAGAGGGCUAAUAACUUGUAUAUGGAACUCAGUGCCAUCAUGUUACAACUGGAGGUUCGAGAAAAAGAGCUCAUCAAACGGGAACAAGCUGUGGAAAAGAAAUAUCCUGGGACUUACAAACGUCACCCAGUCCGACCCAUAAUCCAUGCCAAUACAAUGGAAAAAUUGAUGAAGAGGAGAGGAGUCUCCCACAAGCCUGGAGGCCAAAUUAAACGGCCUGAUCUGCUGAGGUCUGAUGGCAUUUCCAACGCUGAGGUAGGCCCUAGUGGCUCCCCCCUCUCAGGGAGUCCCAAGAUGUCUGCAGUUAAUAACAAAAGCCGUUACCGCAGUAAACCACGCCAUCGCCGAGGAAACAGCAAAGGCAGUUACAGUGACUUUGCAGGGAUUUUGAAAAGCCAGCCAGCCCAGGAUGACUCGUGUCAGCCAUCUAACAAUCAUCAGCACCAUACUCCUCCCCAGGGGCAUCACCCUCAGCUGAACAUACACAGGCAGGAUGUAGCCAACUGUGCUAACAACCUCCGGUAUUUUGGUCCUGCUGCAGCCCUUCGAAGCCCUCUUAGUAAUCACGCCCAGCGGAGGAUGUCUGGCUCCAGCCCUGACCUUAUCUCUGCUGCCAUGGAAGCGGAUUCACGGAGGAAUCUGGAAGAGGAUGAAGGCAGCAAGGCCCAUCUUGGGGAAGGAGACUUGUACAACCUAUGUCCAGAGUGCAGACUGGGGACAAAUGAUUCAAACCAAGGAGAGUCACUUGAACCAGGACUGGAGCAGCCAGAGGAAUCAUUGCAUAACCCAUCAUAUUCAAAUUCACAGUAUCCUGGAAGAAGUGAGGGAAGUGAAUUUUGCACCCAUAGGUCAGUGUCAUCCCUUGGCUCCUCACACUCAGCGAGCACUCCAGGACUGCUGUGUAGAACACGACCAGUCCCAAAGAGUGGUGACGACUCUUCAGAAGAAGAAGGAGAAGUAGACAGUGAAGUAGAAUUCCCUCGAAGACAGAGGCCACAUCGCUGCAUCAGUAGCUGCCAGUCCUAUUCAACUUUCAGCUCUGAAAAUCUCUCUGUAUCUGAUGGAGAGGAAGGGAAUACCAGUGAUCAUUCCAACAGCCCAGAUGAGUUGGCCAACCGGCGUGAAGAUCAUCUGGCUGAGAUGAUGUCACAGUCUUUAGAAAUCCCCAUUGAGAUCUCCACCCAGUCUGAUGGACUUUCGGAUAAGGAGAGUGCUGUACGCAGGGUGAAAACACAGAUGUCUCUGGGCAAGUUGUGUCCUGAGGAACAUGGCUAUGGGAAUCCUGGGGAGUUCGGAGACUCUGGUGAUGACUCUUCUGACGGGGAGUGUUCUGAUGCAACUGUGAGAACCAGUAAAGCGUGUAAUUCUGCAACCUGGUAAUGACGACCUCUAUUCCUCCAUUAUUUUCUCAGCUGGCAUUUUGAUUCCCUCAAGAACCCUCUUUCCAUUAUUUCUGUGAGAAACUGCUUCUCUACCCCAUCACCAAAAUGAUCUGCAAUAACUUGAAUUUUUGGAGAAAUGUUCUGAUGAAUUGGUUUUUCUGUGAGCAUUUCAAUCAAGAAUGGCAGGGAUGUAUUUUAUUAAAUAAUUGAGCUACUGUACCAUAUUUUUGUCAUUUUAACACUUUUUACUCUAAAGAGUGAAUUGUAUCAUAGAUAAAAUGUGUUGCAAAAAAUUAAGAUAACAGGCCUAUGGAAAAGAAAUCAUCUUUUUGAGUCUUAGACUGCAUGCUGCUGUUUUGAAAAUGGGACCAAGCCACGUGGCCUGGAAGGAAUAGGAAAUAAAGGAAGCGAAAUUGGUGACAAGGUUAUAUCCAGAAAAGCAAUGAGUGAGAUAACCAGUCGACAAAGAGGAGCAUUGAUAUCAGCUAUGUCAUUUCAAAGAAGUUGUCCACCUCUUUGAAAAUGGUUGGCCGUCAGAUGGAUCCAGUUACUGCACACCUGACAUGUGAGAGUGGAGGACUAAUCGUGUUUGUCAAUGAGCCUUUGGCAGUUGUGACAUCCUACAGCUAUAUUCUAACUUCAGCUUCCCUCUAGCACUUUUCACCAUUCUACUGUGAGAUCAGAAGAGGCAGUAUGGAGUGACUGGCAGACAGAAAUUGGUUGGUUAUCUUCCUCUCCUUUGCAACCUGCUUUCAAUUAAAAACAAAUCGAUCAAAUUAGUGUUGAAUGAGAACUCACGCACCGAGGGAAAAGCACAUUCUGCACAUCCUAAGAGAAAGAAGUUGGAGCUGUCCUACUAGAGUUGAUGCUUGCCAGCAUACCAUAAGGAAGUAUUGUAGUUGGAUGAAACCAAGGGAACAGCCUUGCUUGAAUGACACUACUGUUCUUUUUCUAGAGCUGUUCUCUUAUGAGAGUACUGGCACCUUGGGGCUGAUGCAGAGUGAUAUUUGGAAUAGAGGUAACUAGAGAAUGCCUUUCAUUUUGGGUGUGAGAGAACCUAAGCCAUAUUGCCAUAGUGGUGGAUUUUGGACUCACCUUUCCUAAGGGAAUGGUAUUUCACCUUCCCUCUGCAUUACCUCAUUCUUUCUAAGCAAUUUUCUGGGGUUUAUAAUCAUUAAUUGGAAUGUCUACAGGAGUAUCCCACCCACCCCCACCCGCCCAAGAUGGCUGAAUCUGGGCUUAUAGGCCAAGUACAGUUCAUGUUCUUAUCUGUGUCCCCAAAGCAUGGCCUGUAAUGAUGACAUUCAGGAAAGGAAGGAGUCUUGUGUGGUGUGUAAGCUUGUAUGUAGUGAGACCCAUGUGAUUGGGAGUCACACCUCUACACUCAAAAUGAAGGGCAAGGACAGCUUGUGUGAUGUGCUGCUGUUUGUUUACAUAUGAUUUGAAUUUUUAAAUGUUUAGCCUACUGGCAAAAUGAAGGGAAAUUGUUUCAGAGAACAGUAUUGUAUGUGUUAAAUUAUUCCAUAUUUUUUAAAAAAAAUUGUAGCUGGACUACAUGGAUCUUAAGUUAUGUCAUUGUUAUUUAUUGUAAUUGCUGUAGAUUACUGUCAGGGCUUCUUGUAGCACAAUUUUUGGUCCCUGCUUCAUGGCUUCUUAUUGCAAGAGAAGCAGGAGCUAGAGUGUUCCUUGCUGAUGGAAUCUUGAUCUUUCACAGGCCACAGCACGCUCUAAGGAAAGGAGUAGGCCAGCACAAGCGGAUUCGAGCUGUGCUGGGCUGCAUGCACAUGGAAUACAAAAUGGACAUCUUGGCAUAUUUUAGCCUCCUUGCUGUUGUCCAGAACACUGCUAUGCCAGAGGAUGCUCUCCUGAAGUAAUACACUCUUUGUUAACACUAGGAAUACAGCUUAGUGUGAUUAUAGAAGACGGAUUAGAACUCUCCCCACUCUUGAGAAGUUGUGCCUGGAGGUUCAAGCCCUCAAAUUUGUGGAUAAUACACUUAUUUUGGUAGUCCCAUCGAUGUUGAUUAUUUCUUCAACCUCAUAAAGGCUUUCCAUUAGUAAUACAAGCUUGUGCGGUGGUUCUCAAAAUAAAGUGGGAUCUGCUUGCA
Messenger RNA from Sphaerodactylus townsendi, 5636 nucleotides. It is a transcript of the gene MAP3K13, whose product is annotated as mitogen-activated protein kinase kinase kinase 13. Gene Ontology annotation, molecular function: JUN kinase kinase kinase activity; ATP binding. The coding region runs from base 693 to 3527 and encodes 944 amino acids. The transcript is spliced from 14 exons. Gene Ontology annotation, biological process: protein autophosphorylation; JNK cascade. The record is from RefSeq and is a predicted model, not a curated record. Lineage: Eukaryota; Metazoa; Chordata; Lepidosauria; Squamata; Sphaerodactylidae.